CUGGCUCAGUGCAACAAAGCAUCGCGCGCUUUGAAUUAUUCAGUUUGGCCACAACGACAAAAAGAACGACUCUCAUCAUUAACAGUUACGGCUCGGUUCAUUCGUUCCAGCCGAAGACUCGUUGAAAUAUUCGGAUUGUUCGUGGACGGAACAUCACUUCCUGACAUGGCAGCGACGCUGAUGCUAACAAGCUAACUUCCUCCGUUUCGUACCACGUUGUGACCAUAAAAUUCAGUCUGAGUGAAGCAGCAGAGCCUGUUUGUCUGGAUAAACUUGUUGAAGUGGACUUUGUGUAAACUUUCGGGACGUUUCAGCCCAGACUCACCUCCCGUUAGCCAACAAUGCUAAAGGAAGUUAGCGUAGCUUGCUAGCAGGAAAUAGACGGAGCUCGGCCUCACGGUGCUAGUCGGAGUAGCUUCGACAGAGACCAAACUGUAUUUUUCACGGAGCCCAAAUGUCCAGAUAGAGCUGUGUGAAUAGACUCUGUGCUGUUCCCUUUAUUUGACGCUGUUUUCCAUCUGAACGAUCUGCUGCUGUCCGACGAAGCUAAUGAAGCUAACUUAGCCUGCUAGCUGGAAAUAGACGGAGCCGAGCGUCAUUUGAUCAUCAGAGAGAACAAACAGUUUCUAACGGAGUGAGUCUGGAGGAAAAGCUGCUGUGAAUCAGUCAAAAUGUCUAAAGUCCAAACGCUGAGAGCUUUUGUGAAGCAGCGACUAACUGCGGCUGCUGAAGAGAUAUUUGAGCAGUUUGAAAGAACGAUAGCAGAGUACGAGGAGGAAGUUUGUCGACAACAGAAACUACUGGACGCUGUUUUCAAGCCUGAAGUCCGGUUACACAGAGCAGACGUCCAGCUGCUGUUGGGGAGGAAAGAAGAGGAUCCUCCUGAGCAGCAGGACUGGAGAUCCAGUCUGGACCAGGAGGACCCAGCAGAGCCGCCUCACAUUAAAGAGGAACAGGAGGAGCUGUGGACCAGUCAGGAGGGAGAGCAGCUGGGAGGUCUGGAGGAGGCUGAUAUCACCAAGUUCACGUCCCCUCCUGUCCCUGUGAAGAGUGAAGAAGAGGAUGAAGAGGAACCUCAGUCCUCACAGCUUCAUCAGAGACAAACUGAACAGAUGAAAACAGAAUCUGAUGGAGAGGACUGUGGAGGACCAGAACCAACCAGGACCUCAGAUCCUGAUAGACAUUUACAACCAGAGACGAAGGACAAGACAUCAAACUCCUCUGAAUCUGAGAGUGAUGACAGUUGUGAUUGGGAGGAGACCAGAGAACCUCAGCCACAUUCAAAACCUCGACAAAAUAAAGAAAUACCUGUAAGUGACAGAAAAUGUAACACUGGAAAAACUUCAGUUAGCUCCUCUGACUGUACUUCAAGCUCUGACCACAAGGGGCGUCUGCAGAGACGCAGUGGAAACCAAACAGAAGUGAAACCAUUUAGUUGCUCAGUUUGUGGUAAAAAAUACAACCUGAAGAACUCCUUAAUGACUCACAUGAGACUUCAUUCAGAAGGAAAACACUUCAGCUGCUCAGUUUGUAACAAAUCUUUUCAACGGAGAACAAAUGCUCUGAGGCACAUGAGGGUCCACACCGGGGAGAAACCCUUCAGUUGUUCUGUUUGUGGUAAAGGAUUUGCACAAAAGACACAAGUGAGUGAACACAUGAGAAUCCACACUGGAGAGAAACCGUUUAGUUGCUCAGUCUGUAGUAAAAGAUUUAUACAGAAGGUAAAUCUGACUCGUCACAUGGUGCUCCACACCGGGGAGAAACAAUACAGCUGCAGUGUGUGUGACAAAGGUUUCACCUGGCUUUAUCAGCUCAAAAACCAUCACUGUAUUGGCAUUCAGUCCUCACAGCUUCAUCAAAGCCAAACAGAAGAGAACAGAAAAGCUGAGAAUUUGAAAACAGUAGCUGAUGGAGAGGACUGUGGAGGACCACAACAAGCCAAGAACUCAGAUCCAGAUCGUUGUUCACAAUCAGCCACUCAUGACAAGACGUGUCACUCCUCUGAACCUGAGAGUGAUGACAGUUGUGAUUGGGAGGAGACCAGAGAACCUCAGUCAGCUUUAAACCCUCCACAGAACAAUGAAGUACCUGUCAGUGAUGUUAAAUGUAAAACUGGAAAACCAGUGAGUUUCUCUGAGUGUCCUGCAGGCUACAAGGGACGUCUGCAGAAACACAUUGUAAUCCAAACAGGAGUGAAACCAUUUAGUUGCUCAGUUUGUGGCAGAAGAUACCCCCGGAGGAAAUCCUUAAUGACUCACAUGAGACUUCAUUCAGAAGGAAAACGCUUCAGCUGCUCAUUUUGUAAAAAGACUUUUCGAUGGAGGGGAGAUGUCGUGAAACACAUGAGAAUCCACACAGGAGAGAAACCCUUCAGUUGUUCUGUGUGCAGUAAAGGAUUUGCACAAAAGACACAAAUGAGGCAACACAUGAGGAUCCACACCGGGGAGAAACCCUUCUGUUGUUCUUUCUGCGGCACAAGAUUCGCACAGAGCUCAGGUUUGACGUCACACUUGACAAUUCAUACAGGAGAAAAACCUUUCAGCUGCUCAGUGUGUCAAACAACUUUCAGUCGCAGGAGCAACUUAUCCCAACACAUGAGGGUCCACACCGGAGAGAAACCCUUCAGUUGUUCAGUUUGUGGAAAAGGAUUUGCACAAAAGGGAACACUGAAACGACACUUGACUGUCCACACGGGAGAAACCGCUGAGGUGCAGCGUUUGUGAUCAGAGAAAUAAAUUCAGCUGCAGAGAUGAUUGUUGAGAUCAUUUGUUCCAGCAGGAUCGAAGUACCAAGGACAAGACUUCACUCAAAAUCAGUCCCGUUUCAUCUUUUCAGCGAAGAUGAAGCCACACGAUCAUUUUAACUUCAUUUGUGAUUGUUAAUGUCCGAAUUUUUUGAUAACAAGAUUUUACUUUUUAAUUAAAUGACUCGAUGAAC
Molecule: messenger RNA, 2937 nt
Organism: Chelmon rostratus (copperband butterflyfish)
Lineage: Eukaryota; Metazoa; Chordata; Actinopteri; Chaetodontiformes; Chaetodontidae
Product: zinc finger protein 250-like
Exons: 2
Coding region: 672-2723 (683 amino acids)
Biological process (GO): regulation of transcription by RNA polymerase II
Cellular component (GO): nucleus
Molecular function (GO): RNA polymerase II cis-regulatory region sequence-specific DNA binding; DNA-binding transcription factor activity, RNA polymerase II-specific
Source: RefSeq, a predicted model, not a curated record